AUCCCCCUGCCCGCGGAAAAAGCCCAGAUCGCCGACAUCCUUUUCACUCGAAUUAUUACUUGAAUUUUAAUUUUAAUUAUUAUAGGUAAAAAUAGUUAAAGUUUAAGAGGAAAACAGUAUGGGCGAAGGGCCGGAGAAAGAAAUAAGAAAGUAUUACUAGAAUCAGUUCGUUGCCCCUUUCUGGUUUCCUAGUUCUUGCUUCGCCCAGUGAGAGGGGGGAGAGGGAGAGGCGGAGAGAUGUCGGGAUCUGCGACGAUGGAGUUGGAGCCGGCGGCGGCCGAGGCGCAGGCGGCGGCCGGGGGGAAGGUGGUGGCGGCGAGGUCGUCGAUCCUGGACUCGAUCAGGGGGUGCGGUCUCGCUGGGAUGAGGGUCGACAAGGAGGAGCUGAGACGGAUGAUCUUGAUGCCAAAGUACCUUCGGGUGGCCAUGGCGGUGGCGGUCCGCAUGAAGGACUGGAACGCUGGCGUGACGUCGGCAUCGUCGACGGCGAACCGGAACAGCGACGACCAGGCGGCGCCGGAGGCGCCUAUGGUGGUGUUCGUGAACUCCCGCAGUGGGGGACGCCACGGCCCGGCCCUCAAGAUCCGGCUUCAAGAUCUCAUUGCUGAGGAACAGAUCUUUGAUCUUUCAGCCGUGAAGCCUUCUGAUUUUGUGCAAUAUGGUCUGACUUGCUUGGAGAAGUUGGCUGAUCUUGGUGACAAUUGUGCAAAGGCCACUCGCGCAAAGCUGAGGGUUAUAGUUGCAGGAGGUGAUGGUACGGUUGGUUGGGUAUUAGGAGCUCUCGCAGAACUUUUUGUGCACAAAAGAGAACCGGUUCCACCAACUGGAAUCAUUCCACUUGGAACAGGCAAUGAUCUUUCAAGAAGUUUUGAUUGGGGUGGUUCAUUUCCAUUUGCAUGGCGAUCGGCAGUCAAACAUACUCUCUACAAGGCAGUCACCGGCCCUGUUUGCCGCCUUGAUAGUUGGCAUGUUGUGGUUGUGAUGCCUGAUGGAGAAUCAAUAGAACUACCACAUUCUCUUAGACGAAUGGAAAAAAUUACUUUCGGUCAGGAUCAGUUGUUGCAGGACGUGGACAUUGAUGGAGAGUUGCCAGAAAAGAUUUCUUGCUUUGAGGGAGUCUACUAUAACUAUUUUAGUAUUGGAAUGGAUGCUCAAGUAGCAUAUGGUUUCCACCGGUUACGUAAUAAAAAACCAUACCUUGCACAAGGUCCAAUUUCGAAUAAGUUGAUUUACUCCAGCUAUAGCUGUACCCAGGGGUGGUUCUGUACACCAUGUGUGAAUGAGCCAGGCUUAAGGGGUCUCAAGAACAUUUUACGACUUUACAUUAAAAAGGCCAAUUGUGCAGAUUGGGAGCAGAUUCUGAUUCCCUCGAGUGUCAGGGCAAUUGUGGCUUUAAAUCUUCAAAACUAUGCAAGUGGAAGACAUCCAUGGGGCCGUCCUGAGCCUGAAUAUCUCGAGAAGAGAGGCUUUGUUGAGGCUCAUGCAGAUGAUGGUCUACUUGAAAUAUUUGGAAUAAAGCAAGGUUGGCAUGCUUCAUUUGUUAUGACUGAAAUCAUUUCUGCCAAGCACAUCGCUCAGGCUGCUGCAAUUAAGAUGGAAAUCAGAGGUGGCCAGUGGAAACAGGCUUAUCUGCAGAUGGAUGGGGAGCCAUGGAAACAGCCAAUUGUAAAGGACUUCUCAACUCAUGUGGUGAUAAAGAGGGUUCCUUUUCAGUCGCUUAUGAUAAGUGGAAAGUGAGUGUUUAGUUACCUUGGAUUAGGUACAUAACUAAAGGAAGAUUAUUUCAUGUGACCAUGAAACAGCAUGCGGCUUUGUUUGUCAACUAAUACUUGCAAGUUGUAAUCCCGUCUCAAGUCACUACCAGGAACAAUUGCUUUAGGAGAUUGCUGAUACUUAUUGCUUAAAGUUGAUGCAAGUUCAGCUUUCAUCUCACCAUGUAUAUGGACUCAUCAUGUACAGCAUUCUAGUGUCAUUGAUUGGUUCUUCUUCCUGACCUGCACGUAUGGAGGAACAGGAUCUUCUGAUGUUUCUUCUUUAUAUCAUGUUUAUUUCACAAAUGCAGGUGAUAUCUGCAAUGUGAUUACGUUAGUCUUAUAGUGCCAAUAAGCUAUUUGUGGUUUGGUAGUUAUGUGUUGCCCGAAUAUGAAAGCUUGGAUUUAAAGAAUGGAAAUCAUUUU
This is a messenger RNA of Elaeis guineensis (African oil palm), 2177 nucleotides long. RefSeq names its product diacylglycerol kinase 7. Gene Ontology annotation, cellular component: membrane. The record is from RefSeq and is a predicted model, not a curated record. Gene Ontology annotation, molecular function: ATP-dependent diacylglycerol kinase activity. Gene Ontology annotation, biological process: phospholipase C-activating G protein-coupled receptor signaling pathway. Lineage: Eukaryota; Viridiplantae; Streptophyta; Magnoliopsida; Arecales; Arecaceae.